AUGGAGAUAUUACCAUUCUUUUUCAACACUCUCAUCACAUUCUUCACUCUAUUGCUUGGAACUCAGCGAUUUAUCGCCGUACAGUACCCGCUGGAUUCAUUGCGAUGGUGUUCACGGCGUUUGAUUCGUCGAUAUUCCAAGGCCAUAUUGACACUCGCUAUCGUACUCACCGUCAUUCAUUCCACAUUCGACAUUCGGGUCAUCUAUCAUUUCUGCAUUCGAGGACCAUCGACAUCGUUCUGGGUCGCUCGAUGUUUUGUUGGUCAUUCCACCAUUGACACGAGCAAUGGGUCCCGACACAUUUGCAUGGGUACGGAAUUAGCAUCCUUCGGACCGUUCUCAAGUUUCGCUCUGGGACCUUGUGCUACACAUGAAGAGCUUUUCAGGUGUUCGACUGUUUUCCGGAUAGGACUGAUCGUGGUGCCAUCAAUUCUUCUGUUUGCCAUCACAAUACUUCUUAUUCGAACGAUUAAGACGUCAGAUGCUCCUAAGCUGAAGGUUAGCGACAAAUCAGUGAAUAUUCUCACUGUCAACCGCCAUAAGCGAGUCAGCUCGGCGUUCAGGAACACCACUGUGAUGCUCACUGUCAUUAUUGUACUCUUCUUGCUGGCCAGGGUUCCUUCAACAGUGCUGAUCAUACUGGUGAAGCUGUCUGAUCUACUACCGUUGGGCUCGCUGGAAUUCGCUCAUUCCGCUUACCUUCGUCAGACCAGUGUGUCCCGUUUCUCGCGGCCGUCGAUGUCUAAAAAAGGAGUGGUGUUUGCCCCAUCAACGUGCUCGAUCACUUCUGGCGGACCAGCGGCUACCAACAAAAGCCUUUCAGAGUGGAGUCGACAAGAGCUACUCUCGACG
Ostertagia ostertagi is the source of this 852-nucleotide messenger RNA. NCBI's taxonomy places the organism in Eukaryota, Metazoa, Nematoda, Chromadorea, Rhabditida, Trichostrongylidae. The record is from the annotation of a GenBank genome assembly.